This is a messenger RNA of Mesorhabditis spiculigera, 339 nucleotides long. The record is from the annotation of a GenBank genome assembly. Lineage: Eukaryota; Metazoa; Nematoda; Chromadorea; Rhabditida; Rhabditidae.
AUGUCAAUGCUGAGGGCUCUACGAUUUUUGGCGACGAAAGCCGGUGAUGCUGGCGGCCCGCAGCAUGUACACAUCGGAACCGACCGCAUCCGCGUGCCCACCGCAACUGCUUCGCAAGAGGCGACGGCAAGUGAUAAGCCUGAUGGUAUGCCGAGUCCUCCACCGGAGGGGUUGUGCUGUGGCCAGGGCUGCCAGAAGUGCGUAUGGAUAGAAUACGGCAACGAAUUGAUCGACUACUACCAAGAGCACCCGGACAAAGACGCCAAGCAGCGAAUCGAGCACGAGAUAAAAGACCCUGUGAUGCGGGCAUUCGUGAUGGCCGAGUUGAAGCCGCGGUUG